Messenger RNA from Meloidogyne enterolobii, 397 nucleotides. The record is from the annotation of a GenBank genome assembly. Lineage: Eukaryota; Metazoa; Nematoda; Chromadorea; Rhabditida; Meloidogynidae.
UUAUGUACAAAUUCCUGAAGAGAUAAAAAAUAAUGAAAAUUGGAUGGAUAAAGCUUUAAAUAAUGCAGAAAAUAAUAGUUUAGGAAGAGUUUUUCCCUUAUCUGGUUAUAAAUCGAAUUUAAUUAUUAAAGAAUUAUUACCAAAAGAAGAGGAAAAAAUAAAAAUAUAUCGUUCGGCAUUAAUUUUAUUAAAAAUUUGGGCAGAAAAUAAUUCUAUUUAUGGAAAUCAAUUUGGAUUUUUGAGUGGUACUUCUAUGUUAAUUAUGUUAACUAAAAUUUAUUUAUUAUAUCCAAAUACUUGUUCUGUUUUGGUUAUAGUAGAUAGAUUCUUUCUUACAUUUUUGACAUGGUUAGUUUGGAUAACUUUAAUUUUUAAAGCAAAAUUAUUUAUAAAGUAA